This is a messenger RNA of Coccinella septempunctata (seven-spotted ladybird), 3694 nucleotides long. It is a transcript of the gene Mex-3, whose product is annotated as RNA-binding protein MEX3B. The transcript is spliced from 2 exons. The record is from RefSeq and is a predicted model, not a curated record. Gene Ontology annotation, molecular function: RNA binding. NCBI's taxonomy places the organism in Eukaryota, Metazoa, Arthropoda, Insecta, Coleoptera, Coccinellidae. Bases 255 to 1529 code for a protein of 424 amino acids.
GCAAAUUUCCAGUCAGUUACAAGCAAGCACGGGAUACGUCUGCUUGUGCAAUUAAGUUCGUUUACCCAAAGAGAUAUUGAAAUUAAAAUAUAUUUUUGUACGAGUGCAACAUUUUUUAACUUAAAUAAAAUCGUUUUUUAUGUCUCUAGUGACAUCGUUACCUAUUCAAUUUUGAAAAUAACCGAGAUAACAGUGUCUGUGUCAGAAAUUUUCCGGACAAUCAACCUUUCCUCGAACUGUGCUUAAGGGUGGAUAUGCCUACCAGUUUAUUCUCAGACAUGGAUCGUUCUAGUGGCAUCGGCGACGAGAGGGCCCUCCAGUUGGCCCUGGAACUCUCAAUGUUGGGUUUCAACGAUCCUCUCUCAUCCGUGGGAGAACCAGAAACUCCGGGGGACAUUUCCUCCUUCGUUAACCCGCUCGUCGGUUUAGAGGAGGUUAGAUCGAAGAAAUCCCAAAAUAUGACUGAAUGUGUGCCUGUUCCCAGUUCUGAGCAUGUGGCUGAGAUCGUUGGACGACAAGGUUGCAAGAUCAAAGCACUCCGCGCGAAAACGAACACAUACAUCAAGACGCCGGUACGUGGUGAGGAGCCAGUCUUCGUCGUGACUGGACGCAAGGAGGACGUUGCCAAAGCCAAACGUGAGAUCCUGUCGGCCGCCGAGCACUUCUCGCAAAUCAGAGCUUCCAGAAAAAACAACCUCGCUGGUCUUGGUUCGGGAGCCAGCACGCCCCCGGGUCCGCCAGCCAACGUGCCCGGCCACGUGACCAUCCAGGUCAGAGUACCAUACAGGGUGGUGGGUUUGGUGGUCGGCCCAAAGGGCGCGACCAUCAAGCGCAUCCAGCACCAGACCCACACCUACAUCGUGACACCGAGCCGCGACAAGGAACCGGUGUUCGAAGUGACCGGUCUGCCUGAGAACGUGGAGGCUGCGAAGAGGGAGAUAGAGGCUCACAUCGCCAUGAGAACGGGCAGCGGCAACCCCCUGAACGGACUCGGUAAUCUGACCGGUCUGGACGACAACGACCUCAUCACAUCCCUCUACAAAUCCGGCCUGAGCUCCAUAAUGAACUACAUAGAUUCCGCAGCCGAUCCCUUUCCCACAAUGACAUCUUCAACUGGCAGCACCGGCGCUUUUUCCAGCUCCGGCUCGUGUUCGAGCAGCUCGUCGAGCGCAGGAGGUAGGGGUGACCUUGGAGCCAUCUGGAGCACCAACGAGAGGGACGAGGGUCUUGGUGAAUCCCCGAGUUUCGACAGUUCCACCGCCAUUUCCAGCAUCUGGUCGUACCCGACAGCUUCGGUAACAUCCAGGCCUUCGCCGCCCAACAGCGCGAGUCCAUCCGACUCCCUGCUGAGCUCCUCCAAGUGUCUGGUCUGUUCAGAAGGCAAGGUAACGCACGCGUUGGUACCAUGCGGUCACAAUUUCUUCUGCAUGGACUGCGCGAAGAGAGUUUGCGAAGGCAGCGAUUCUUCUUGUCCCGUCUGCUCGAUAAGGGCCAUUCAGGCUAUCCGCAUCUACUCCCCCAACCCUUAAGUUGGCCGAUCGAUGAUCUCGUCGCUCGUCCCCCUCCCCCUCGCGCAUCCCACAUUCCCGUCUGGGCCCGCGCCCUGUGUUCAACUCCUCGGCGAUAGGCAAUCUUCGAUCCGCACCUAACAUACAACGAAUGCUAAAAUUUUAAGAGAAAUUUUCCUUUAUUCAGUUGAAUUUAUAUUUACGUUUCAUUGAUAUUUUUGGGUUUCGAUUUUAAUGUGCGCUUCGAAGGAUGUCAACGCCGCGGAGGUAGUCAUCAUAAUAUGCCAGUUCUUGAAUAUAUCACCGAUUUUAGUGUAAGAAUUGAAUAUUGGUUUAUUUUCCUUUUUUUUUGUAUUUUUAUAUGUAUUGAGAAAUCAAUUGAAUUCGCCACCGUUUCCUCUUGAAAAAAAAGACAUCAUGACGCGACACUAUAUUAACGUAAAAUAAUGUAAAUUUUAUACAUAUUCGAUAAGUGUUUCGUUAUUUUUUAAAUAUAUUUUUUUAAGUUUUGCCAUGUGAAGUGUCACAUUAUUAAAGUCUGAAUCAGCAAUUCUCAAAAUAUUAUUUAAGUAUAUAUUAUAUAUAUUAAUAUUUAAAGUUGAAAAAUAAUAUAUGAAUAAAAAUAUAGCAAAACCUUAAAAUGAAAAAACAUACGUGAAUAUGGCAGUGAGCAUAUUUAGGUUUUGUGAAGAGAGAAAAGGUGGAUUUUGAGUAAAUGUGCUAUGAGUUAACGAGAGUAUGCAGCGGCAGGAAUGGUUGGGGGCCUAUCGGCUGUGAUCUGAACUGCCACCGAUGUCGUGAAGCUCCGACCACAGGGACCACCCCCUAAUAACUACAUACAUAUCCCUUAUUGUUAGUUAAUCGCUCUUGUUGCUAUUGUUCUGUUAUGUCAUGUGAUGUGAUACAUAUAUUAAUAUAUUAAGUAAACUAUAUUUCUUAUAGCCUAUAAGUUGUGAGAGAUUGAUCUAUUUGGUGGUCAUGAGUCGGAGAUAAGCGCAAGCUGCUGAUACAAGUUUUCCUUCCUUCGCUACCGGCUUCCCACUACAUCUCGGCUGGUCGUAGUGACUGAACACAAAAUCCCACUCGGAAGAAUUGAACCUUUCGGCGCGUUAACCACAACCUCGAAUCUUCAUUUUUUCCUCAAUUAAUCCCAAAUCGACGACAUCAAAACUUCUUUCGAGUGGUUGCCGCGACAAUUCUCUUUUGCCGUCAUCUUAGGUUAGAACGGCCCCCGCCUGCACUCUCGUGCUCCUCUUGAUCCUUCAGUAUUCACCCAUUGCUAUUUCAAUCGCCACCGUCUAAUUUUUUUUUCUUUUUCGUCUUCGCGGACACCAAUUUACUUAUUUCGUUUUCUGACUCCUUUGCACGCCACUGGUAACACUGACUGAUCGGCUGCCCUCGACAGACAUCCUGCUUAGAUUAUACAUAUAAUUAAUAUAUCUUAUUAUAUCAACUAGGAUAACAUAUAUUUGUUUUUAUUUAUUUUUUUAUUCAGCCGAUUAAAAUUUUCGUUAUUAGAUAAAUUUUAUAUAUUUUAUAUUAUUAUUAUUAAUAUUACUGCGUGGUCAGUCUCUGGCAGCCGAAGGCGCAGUGUCACCUCGAACUUCGUUUGUUUAUACUUAGGACUGUAUAUAAGUUGUUGUUUUAUAGCUAUUAAUACCAUAUUUUUCUGGAUUACCCCAGAUGAACCUUAUUAAUUAUUAUUAUUUUAUUUUUUUACAUAUUUUUGUGAAGAUAUUUAACUAUUAAUGUUAGUACAAGUACAUGUCCACAUACGUGUGCAGAGUGACUGUUUGAAAUAGUUUAAUUGGAUUUUUGAUUAAUGAUUAUAUUUAUAUUGAUAUUUUAAUGAAGAAACAAUCCAAAAGGUGAUUUUUUUGUCUUUUUCUAUUGAUUUUUGAAGAUUAAAUGUAUAAGUGUGUUUUCUAUUUAGAAAUUUAUAAAUUAGUACGAAUUUUUUAUGAUACGACUGACCUACGCUUAAGAAAUUUUCGCUUUGCGGUCGUCGUCUAAUGAAACGUCAAAAGGCAAAGCUGGUAUUUAUUUUUAUUUAUCCUAUGAAGAAACCACAUAAGACUAAACCAAACUUUGCCUUUCGACCAUAUCUUAGAUAACUAGCGAAUAUUUAAGAUAUUGACUUUUUAAUAAAAUGCUACCAAAUAUUGUAAUAAAAUUCGUGAUUUAUA